AUGUCGAAUUCAACAUCACAAACGGCAUCGUCAUCAUCAUCAAAUACUGGAGUAAAACGGUCAGCUGCCUUUGAUUUAGAUGAGCAAACGAAAAAAAUGAAGAUAGAAACGCCUACAUUGGAAAGAAAAUGUUCGGUUCAACCUGUUGCAAAAAAUAUUCCGACGAAUUUUGUUAGUGCACGAACAUUGAUGAAUGCACCUAUUCCAGAAAUCAGCGACGAAGAACUGUUAGUAUUUACGCUCGAAUUUGAACGUGUUAAUUGGCAUUUAUUGAUCGACUUAUUGAACAAACAUCACACAUACGUAUAUUCGUAA
Messenger RNA from Adineta ricciae, 315 nucleotides. NCBI's taxonomy places the organism in Eukaryota, Metazoa, Rotifera, Eurotatoria, Adinetida, Adinetidae. The record is from the annotation of a GenBank genome assembly.